UGCUCGGGUAGACUUUGUGGACAUACGUCGGACGUUUUAAAGGACAAGAAGUAACGAGGAAUCUCGGGAAGCUGGUUCUUCGGUUUUGAGGAUUAUGCCAGAACAAGUGCAAGACUGCGUCAAGGAACGUUUGAGGAGAAGCUUGUGGAAACAUGUGGAAUUACUACCAUAAGACUCUUCUUUGGAGAGGGGAUCAUGGCAACUGACUGGAACAUGUCCAAAGAGGAUUACAACCAUUCCUUGUUUGUUUCUAUCAGCCCAUGUCUGAUCAAUGGCAGACAUGAUUCACACACACCUUUCUGUUGCUAUGCUCUGACAUCAGCUCUCCGUAACAUUCGAUAAACGACCGUUUUGGGUUGUCUCUCCCAUGCCACCAUUAUCACCUGAAAUCUCCCUUUUGCUUCCUGAUGUCUCAGUCGAGCAAUUCACCGGACAGUCAGGCCUUGCUGCAGUCUAUGUUGGAGCGACUGAAGCUCCAGCACGGAAAGGAAAGGCCGGCGGAUGGAGCGGGAGCCAUUCAAAGCCACCACGUGUAUGAAUUUGGUGUCCCGACAGAAAGAUUUGGUGUAUCAUCUGUGGAUAGUAGUCUCAGUCACAAAGAUGGAGAGAGUCUGCAGUCGGUUGAUAGCUUUAAACAAGGUCACUGUCGCCUACCUUUACAGAAAGACUACAUGGGUGUAAACAUGCUGGAGAGUGAGACACGGAUAUGUAAUGCUUCACCUAAGAGGACUGACGUCGAGGCCCCAUGGGACAGCCUAAGUGGACGUAAGGACACAACCACUGAACAGGACCAAGCGUUAAAACACAACACUUAUGACUGGUCAUGGCAGAGCACAGGUUUUACCGCGGACAGUCAAGGGAAUAAAACCUUUCACGCCGUAAAUGGAGAGUAUGCAAGUUUGUCUAAAUGGAGAGACAUGCAAAUGAUGCCCAAGAAAGGCGUUAGCCUGACCACAAGGCAGCAACAACGAUCGUCUGAAAGCAAAGCCAGGCGGUGGACCGAGAAAAUCAAGGAGAAAUGGAAGGAGAAGUCCGGUUUUAAGAAGGGAAAGGACGAGGCAAAAGACCUAAGUUCAGCAUCAAACCACCUGGACAUUACAUCAAAUCAGGACAGCAGUGAAAGCCCGGUCACACAAUCACAGGACGACGCUAUUGACGCGUUUAUCAGAUCAAGUGAGGACCUACAGUGUGGUUUUAGCUCCAUCAACUUACUCGAGGAGAUCGUCUCAGGUCAAGAGUGGGCCAAGUUCCUGAACCCUCCCCUCUCAGCCCCCUCAGCUAAUCAGAGACCACCAGAGGAGACCCUAGGCAGCCUCAGUGCCACAACUACGUCUAAUAAUAAUGGCCGACCCGCUUUUGUUCCGCUCCAACCUGGAGGUUCGGACGGGCAGUGGAGCUUCAGGGAUAGCGAGUCGUUGUCCGUCUAUAACUCCCAUGCCAGUGGGAACAUUACAGAAACACAGAACCACACAGGUCACAGUGAGGAUGACCAGUCCCAACCAAUGGAACAAGAACAGAGCCAAUCACAGGAACAGCUAAAGGAGAGUGGACGGUUGCAAUCCAGGACUUCCGAUGUGGAGCGUGCAGACAUUCUGGAAGACUUAUCGCUAAUCAGCAGGAUCAGCAGAAUCAGCAGAAAGAGACACUAUCACUUAGCAGUGACUCAAGUGGACUGGACACCAGGUGAACAAAAAGGGACCAUCAUGUCUACCCCAAGCAGCCAUGCAAUGGAUGACUCAGAGGAGCAUCCCCUGUCACCCUUCUUCAGGCAAAAUGGAGCCUCUGUCCCCUCCCCUUUUUAUCCCAGUGCUCCUCCAUCAACACGAGGAGUCCUCAAAAACUACGGAUUCCUGAAUUCCGAUUCCUCACUGGAAAGCAAAAGGAGACGAGUCGAGCCCAACCGGCGGGUUCAUUUUGCGGAGAAUGUGGAGGAGAUACCGCCGGUGGAAGUGGCUCUGCAGUCAGAUGGUUCCGAGGAGGACUGUGGCACAGACGGGGGUUCUGUCACGAGGCGGCGGUCUGCUCUUCCCGCCUGGAUCCUGGCCCUGAAGAGAAGGAACAGCGAGAGGAAGCACAGAUAGUUGCUGUGCCAAUGAAACCUGUCUUCUUUACAACAAUAUUACACUACAACAGGUUACACCGGGGUGUCCAAAGCGCGGUCUGGGGGCCAACGACAACCCACGGCUAAUUUUUUAAUGGCCCGCGACACAAUUUAAAAAUACUCGAAAAAAAAACAUAAACAGUGGAAUAGGAGAGCAAACAGGUGUCAUGUAACGAUGAAAUGUUGCAAUAUUGACACUAGUAACACAGUUUAUUACUUAAAAACUGUCAUUACUCAAAAAGUAAUAAAAACCUACACCAGACAGAUAAAUCAUAAGUUGAAAGUAAAAUCAACAUACAGUACAGGUCAAAAGUUUAGAUGUGUUUUCUUUAUUUUCAUGACUAUUUACAUUGUAGAUUGUCACAUCAGAACUAUGAAUGAACCCAUUAAGUAAAGUUAAAGUAGCAAUGAUUGUCACACACACACGAGGUGUGGCGGAAUUAUUUUCUGUAUUUGACCCAUCACCCUUGAUCACCCCCUGGAGUUAUGUACUUGACAAAAAGGUGAAAUAACUGAAAACACAUUUUAUAUUCUAGUUUCUUCAAAAUAGCUCUGAUUACUGCUUUGCACACUCUUGGCAUUCUCUCCAUGAGCUUCAAGAGGCCUGAAAUGGUUUUGUUGCGCGCGCCCAUUCUCUUCCUCUCAGGGAAUCCAACACACUGGUCAAUCCCAAGUUCUUUCGGAUGACAUAUAUUUGGAGUAAAGAGGACCACCGAGACAGAAUAGUACUUGGCCAAGUUUUACUAAAGCUUUAGGAGACCAGCCCUUACAAUGCGACAAUAGCAUCAGCAAAAAGAGGUCUAAAUCCAAACAAAAAGAGUCAGCGUGUGUAGAGCGGAAACUGCCCCUCUCGCCCAGAAAGGAGCGCAGCUGCUUCUUCAAAACAGAUAAGGAACUGGCCAAAACAGCUCUGUGAGCCGACCAACAGAAGCCCUUAAAACACAACAAAGAGUUUACUAGCGAACAUAAGAUAAAAGCACGGAGAUCACGAGAAGACACACUACGUGGGGAAAUGCUAGCUGCUUUAAACUUGACCAUGGAUUCAUUUGUUCAUUAAUUUUUUAUUUAUCUCCUUCAUUGAUGUGCAUUUUUGAUCAAUAGACAAUGAAACUUUAUGUACUAUAAACGUUA
This is a messenger RNA of Nerophis lumbriciformis (worm pipefish), 3232 nucleotides long. RefSeq lists its product as uncharacterized. Lineage: Eukaryota; Metazoa; Chordata; Actinopteri; Syngnathiformes; Syngnathidae. The record is from RefSeq and is a predicted model, not a curated record.